UGGGUACUAAUGGGCACAGGUGGGUACUAAUGGGCACAGGUGGCUACUAGUGGGCACAGGUGGGUACUAAUGGGCACUGGUGGGUACUAAUGGGUGCAGGUGUUUAUCAAAGUAGUUUAUACAGUGGUGAAUGAACUCUCUCGUUUAAUAGCGUGUGUGUGUGUGUGUGGCGUAUAUACCCUAUAAUGUACUUUUGUAUAUCUACCUGUAUGAUUAUAUAUGUACGUUAAGUGCAGGUGAAUUUAUCAGUACCGGAAUCUUGUGGUGUGGUAUAGGUGAGGACAUCCUGGGAGGGAACGAACUCAUGUUUUUUGGCCAACGGAAAGAGAAGCAGAAGGUGGUGGUGCCUGGCGGAGUGGCUCACGUCUUCCUCUACUCCACUAACUCCACCUUCAACGCUACGGGCUUCACCAUCACCUACAAUAUUACAGAAGAGGUCACGACCCCGGCACCCAUCACCACUACACCCACACCUAUCUUACCUGACGCCUUUGUGCCAAUCAACGGUAUUCCCACCACUAAAUGGAAAGAUUAUAACAGCUCCUUCACUCAAGCCAUAGCGGGCAUGUCUACCGACUACGUACACAAUGUCUUAGGCUACGUUAAUCAACCAAACAUCACAUCCACCAUGGUAUUGAUCCAAGACAUCAAGUCCUGCAACCCCUUCAGAUGCCAAAAGGACUGUGUGGCGUAUGACUUCAGCAUAGACUCGGACCUGUUCACCAAGUACACACUCGACCAGAUGUUGAAUACUGAGAGUCUACAUCACUAUAUCACCCAGGUUAAUGAGGGAAGUCAGAUCUGUGAAGAGCACCCGACCAUCUCGCUGACUAGGUACGUGGCAGUGCCUGUGUUUAUCCUCAUCUUCGGCAUCGUUAUUUCCGCCUUAUUCUGGAAGUACAGCGAGAAGGGUUCCUUGACUGAGAAGCGCCUCAAGUACGAGACGGAGCAGCAGGAUCGUUGGGAUGACCAGAGGCGACGGUCUUCCGCUAACGCGUCUAUCCUAGGUCUUGGACGGCCUGCAUCCUUCGCAUCCCGAGGAUCUCGGAGUUCGAUACCCUUCCCCAAGUCCAAAGGCGCCCAGGACUACGACUCGGAUGACAAUGUGGGCUUCGACAUGAGCGAUUUCCGUGAAUAUGACCCCGACAUGGGCACCGUUGACCCCACCCAGUUUGGCCUGGAUAAAGACUUCACCAGGGAUCGGCAGGUGAUGGGCUUCUACACCAACCAGGCCUUCGUGCCCGACGAGGAGGUCACCGUGUACCAACGAGACGGUCCUUCUCACAGUUUGGCCGACACAGACAGCGAGGACUCCAAUGACGGUGGGGCCAUCAGCUUCCGUGACUCCCAGAAUAGCUUGAGUAAGACACCACAAAGCCAGGUCGUGUCGGCAGACGUGCACACCGUCGACGAUAACGAAGAAACGACGCUGUAAACCCUCCAGACGGUGCCACUCUUGUCCUAGGAGCUACAGUACUGGCUAUGCACCUUAACCUCCCCUCGCACACCCUUCAGGGAACCUACUAACUCCUACAACCCACCAUCUAUCUGGCACAACCGUCCAGGGAGUGACUAACUGAUCCAUCUCCCACACCUAACGCGUCUCAGACUACACCUCUCACGGCCUUCACAGAUUCGCCAGGGAACACUUCUCACACCAAGAUGACGGUGCUCGGAUCAUCAACAUGUCCCCACGAGGACCAGGAACAAAACUUAGUCAAUAACUACGACACUACAAAUAUGGGCGAACUUCGUUAAAGCGAUGACUGACAAAUCAUAGGUUGUGUGUUGGUGUUGUGUGUAUCAAGGGACCUUCAGUAGCCCACAUACAGCCCGAAGUGUCUUGUGAUGUGUGUGGCGUUAAGAUAGUAUAUUAUCUUACACAUGUGACUCUCUUAUUAAAGCUACGGAUUAGCUGUAUGUGAUUUAUAUGCCAAUACUUUUAUUACAAACUUUUAUGUAUAGCUUUAAGUUCAUUACUGACACUGUACCUCACUGUAACUUACUGUACCCCCGUAUUGUUCUCGCCCUUAUCAAUUAGUAUUAUAUAAAUAUGGGUUAAGGACAUAUAUUCAUUAUAUACAUUCUAUCACCCAGACUAUUGAGCAUACAGCUACAUAAGCAUUUGUUCUGUCACACCUCCUAGGGUGGACAGCACAUAAACAUUUGUUGUUUCACACAGACUCAAGUUACAACCCAUAAAUAUAUGUCCCCAGGCCUCCGUGUGAGAGUAGGCCUGUGUAGUGUAGCCUUUAUCUCUGUGUUGACGUAGUAAAUUAACCCCCUCCCCCAUACAACCA
Homarus americanus (American lobster) is the source of this 2300-nucleotide messenger RNA. RefSeq lists its product as uncharacterized. Lineage: Eukaryota; Metazoa; Arthropoda; Malacostraca; Decapoda; Nephropidae. The transcript has 9 exons. The coding region runs from base 305 to 1435 and encodes 376 amino acids. The record is from RefSeq and is a predicted model, not a curated record.